This is a messenger RNA of Camponotus floridanus (Florida carpenter ant), 1099 nucleotides long. RefSeq lists its product as uncharacterized. Gene Ontology annotation, biological process: inner mitochondrial membrane organization; protein insertion into mitochondrial inner membrane from matrix. The coding region runs from base 280 to 1020 and encodes 246 amino acids. Gene Ontology annotation, cellular component: mitochondrial inner membrane. Lineage: Eukaryota; Metazoa; Arthropoda; Insecta; Hymenoptera; Formicidae. The transcript is spliced from 3 exons. Gene Ontology annotation, molecular function: ribosome binding. The record is from RefSeq and is a predicted model, not a curated record.
UGUAACGACUACUUUUUUUAGCUCAUCUUCAAUUGGCGGCAACUAUAAAAGUCUUUAAGGAUAAUUGUUAAAGAAUAAAAUAAUUUUACGAGAAAUACUGUGCAUAAUGUAUAUAAACAACGUUUAAUAUCAUUAAUAGAGUGGUGCUUUGUAUAGAAUUUAAGUGACUCUGACGUUAUCACGAGUAAGAGUGACAUUAAUACUAUAUUGAAAAUAGGUUAGAAAAAUAUCUCGCGCUCCGGUUUUGAUGUCCGAUUUAGAGGAAUUUUGCACGAUCUUAUGCAAGUUGCAAUGUUAAUCCCGGCAAUUAGGAGAAAUGUGCCGUGCAAUCUACGACGAUUUACUGCAUGUGUUACUUAUAGAAACAAAACGAGGACAAAGGUCCCACCAGGAUAUUGCAAUGAAUCUGAUCUACUGUCUACAUCGCUCCCAAAUUUUGCUUCCUGUAGAAUUUACAGCACCGAAUCGGAGAUCUCGUUACCUAUGCUUGUAGACCAGGCUCCUGCACACGUACCAUCUCUUUUAACACCAUUGAAGCUUCUCUAUUUAUCAACCCUUAGGAUCGCUCCAUAUAUAGAUAAAGAAUUUGACAUAGCUGAAUUUCUUAAAGGAGCCAAAUAUGCAACAGCAAUAAUAUCUAAAGCUUUAACAAAUAAAAAUUAUGAUUCUUUACAAGGCCUUGUAACAGAAGAUAUGAUAGAGAUUUUAAGGGCAAAGAUUGAGACGCUUAGUCCUAAUCAAAGACAAUUAAUUGCAGUAGAUGAAACUGACAUGUUGUUUUAUAUGUUAUCUGAUAUUGAUGCUACAGUUGGUGAGGAGCAUUCCAUUAAAAUCACAACAAUUUGUCAUUACAUCCAAGGUCUUGCUGAGAAGAAAAAUAAAAUGAUGAUGAGUGGACUCAUAGAUUUCACUACAUCAACAAAACACUUAGUAUGUAAUUAUACAUUCACACGUAAGUAUAUAAAUAAUAUUGGGGGUCCGUGGAUUGCAACUUUUGUAAAUCAUUACACUGUGUCAUAGAAAUAUUUGCAAAAUAUAUAGUUUGAAAUAAAAAUUUGUGUCUAUCAAUCUAUUUAGCUAAUUACAGUUGGUGUUGAAA